Messenger RNA from Phaedon cochleariae (mustard beetle), 1593 nucleotides. NCBI's taxonomy places the organism in Eukaryota, Metazoa, Arthropoda, Insecta, Coleoptera, Chrysomelidae. The record is from the annotation of a GenBank genome assembly.
AUGGAUAAAUAUGUCAUUAAAAACCUGAAGAACCUGAAACCCAAUUAUGAUGCUGGAAUAAGUGGAGGAUCUAGUAGUAAAUUUGAUUUGAAUGACUCCGGCUCCCUAUCAGACUGUUGCAGUAAAAAUAAGAAGCUAAAAUCAAAUCAUGGAGCUGCAGUUGCAGGACCAAGUACUCCUAGUAGUAGUAGUAGUCAUAGUAUGUGUAAGAGUACAUUAUUUGUGGUUACUGAGACUGACUCUGAGGCUGAAGCGGAACUCCAGAAUGUAUCUUUAGAGGUAGAGGUGGAAGAUAAUGGAAGCAUAUUUGACAAAAGCGGAAAUGAAGAAGACCAUACAGAAGACAUGGUGGAAUCUGUUCAGCCUGUGGUUCAGAAAAAGAAUCUCAAUAUUUACAAGCAUAAAUUUCAAGAGAAGUGGCUACAGAUUUACCCGUGGUUGAGGUUUGAUAAUAAUAAAUUAUUGUGCUAUCCUUGCAACAAACAUUUAGGAUUCAAAAUCUAUGACAUUAAAAGACAUGUAGAGGCAGCAUCCCAUAAAAAAAACUGUUCGAAGCUGAGAAAUACACCAAAAAUAACCAACGUCUUAGAAAGUGAAGCAGUUUUAAAAAAACACCAGCAAGUAAAGAGAGCAGAGUUGAAAAUUUGUGCAUUUUUGCAUGAACACAACUUACCUUUUUUAUUAGCAGAUCACUUACCAAAGUUCAUAAGAAGUAUAUGCCCUGACUCAGAUAUUGCCAAAAAUAUCAACUGCAGUCGCACCAAAGCUACAUAUUUAACUAAUGAGUGCAUAAAUCUUGAACAGUUGGAAUAUCUAUCAAAUAUAUUGAAGAAAAGCAAGUUUUCAUUGCUCAUUGACGAAACUACAGAUAUAAGCACUGAAAAAUCUCUAGCAAUGGUGAUAAGAUUCUAUGAUGAUUAUAAUAAAAAGAUAAACCGCACUAAUCCUGGUACACAAUGUCAAGGUCAGUGCCAUGAUUUCUAUCACCUGAAGUGUGCGAAACUACCGUCUGGGUUCACUGACCUCCCAGCUGAUUGUGGUAUUGCUUGGUAUUGUAAACAAUGCAAGUCUGAUGUGGGGAAGAUGUCUCCUGUACUUAAUGAGCUGGUGCAGAAAAUAGAUCUAAUACGGAGCGACACAGUUGCCUUGAAAAGUCAACAAGCUGAUGUUUUCAAAUCACUCACUUUCUAUGGUGAAAAAAUUGAUGAUUUCAACGCGAAAAUGGAGGAGUUCAAAUCAGUGAUUAAUCAAGUGGAGACUUUGAAACGUGAAGUCUCCACAAUGAAAGAGGAGUGCUCUCUCCUGAAAGGGGAACUAGAAACAGCAGAUGCUCUGUAUAAUCAGAUAUGUAGUGUGAGUUUUGGAAAAGGCGACUCUAUUCCUAAGAAACAUCAACAUGAUAUUCCCAAUGAACAGACAAAGUUAGCAGGACGUCCUUCAGAUAAAAAUAAAGAAGACCUAUUAGAAAUAUGCAGGUGGCUCAAGGAAAAUGAUGAACCAAUUUCAGUUCAGGACUUGCUGGACAAAAUAGCAGAGCUGCUGCCAGAAAAUAUCGAACCUUACACACUGUUCGUCGUAUGCAUGAAAAAUUAG